GCUGCAGAGAGAGGGCUGCAGCUGGAGUUACAUGGUGUUUGGUACGCUGCCAGCGAAAGGAGGAACUACAAUCCCCAUGCCUCUAUCAGCUGUAUAGCUUAGCUCUCACCGCUGGUGUGUGCAGAAACCUCAGCUGUCACAACUGAACAGAAAACAAUGCCAGGGGAUAAAGAGAAUGCAUUGAGAAUUGCAAAGAGGAGGGCAAGAGCAAUGGUUUCAUCCAGCCCAGAUAAAGUUGUGGGACGACCUCUUUAAAGGAUUGCAAGUGAAUGAACCCAUGUGGGCUUGUGUGGGUACACACAGAGAGUUCGGCGUUGUCUGGAUGUGGAAUAUUAACCCUCUCAUUUAUAUUGGGAACUUUGGAGAGUGAGGAAAAAAAAAUAGGAAUUUAUUUUUGGACUUGUUUUAUAAUAUAUACAGAUGGCAACAUAUUAUAUCCAUUAUGUUUUGGGGAUGAUGGUGGCAAUAAAUGAUAUACUGGUGGGAGCUCAGGUUUAUUCUGGAGACACAGUUACUGCUGAGGAACAGAUAUAUAUUUUGCUGAAAGCGAAAGUACAAUGUGAAUUAAAUAUAUCAGUCCAGCUGCAGGAAGAAGUUGCAGAAGGAAUCUGUUUGCCUGAAUGGGAUGGUUUGGUUUGCUGGCCGAGAGGAACACCAGGGAAAAUUCUUGCUGUGGGUUGUCCACCGUACGUGUAUGAUUUUAAUCACAGAGGAAUGGUCUAUAGAAGGUGCAAUGUCAAUGGAACAUGGGACUUUGUGCUAAACUACAACCGAUCAUUUUCCAACUAUUCAGAAUGUAUUCGCUUCAUGGAGCCCGAAAUGAGCCAUAGCAGAAGGGAGUUCUUUGAACGGCUUUAUGUAAUGUACACGGUUGGAUAUUCCAUUUCAUUUUGCUCCUUAACCGUGGCUAUAUUCAUCAUUGGUUACUUCAGGAGAUUGCACUGUACCAGGAACUACAUCCACAUGCAUCUAUUUGUCUCGUUCAUGCUGAGAGCUGCCAGCAUUUUCAUUAAGGACAGAGUGGUUCACACUCACAUAGGCAUAAAGGAACUAGAUGCAAUGCUUCUGGGGGACCUACGGAGCAUCAUGGUUGCUCCUGUACUGGAUAAAUCACAAUAUGUUGGAUGUAAGAUUGCCGUCGUAAUGUUUAUUUAUUUUUUGGCUACAAAUUAUUACUGGAUUCUGGUGGAAGGACUCUACCUGCACAGCUUGAUAUUCGUAGCAUUCUUUUCAGACACUAGAUACUUAUGGGGUUUCACACUCAUAGGUUGGGGUUUUCCAGCCAUGUUUGUAGUAGUGUGGGCCGUGGUACGGGCAUCUUUAGCAGAUGCAAGAUGCUGGGAACUGAGCGCCGGAGAAAUCAAAUGGAUUUACCAGGCACCUAUAUUAGCUGCUAUUGGGUUAAAUUUUGUCCUGUUCCUGAACACGGUGCGGGUUCUUGCAACAAAAAUCUGGGAAUCAAAUGCAGUUGGCUAUGAUGCCAGAAAACAAUACAGGAAACUGGCAAAAUCCACGCUGGUACUUAUCUUAGUGUUUGGUGUCCAUUACAUUGUAUUUGUGUGCCUGCCGCACACAUUUACUGGUCUUGCCUGGGAGAUUCGGAUGCACUUUGAACUAUUCUUCAACUCAUUUCAGGGUUUCUUUGUCUCAAUAAUCUAUUGUUACUGCAACGGUGAGGUUCAGACAGAGAUUAAGAAAACCUGGACUAGAUGGAACCUUGCCUUUGACUGGAAGAGCACAACACACUGUGGUAACUUCAGGUACGGUUCCGUCCUGACAAACAUGACGCAAAGCACAAGCAGCCAGUCACAAAUGGUAACCAGCUCUCGCAUGAUACUGAUCUCCGGUAAAGUCAGUCGAAGUGUUGGCAAACAAGUUGACGGGCACAUGAAUUUGCCUGGGUAUGUCAGAAGUAAUUCCGAUCAAGACUGUUUGCCGCAGUGGAUCCAGGAAGAGGCCAACGAGGAGGAGAAGCAGGUGGACGAUAUAUCUCUGAAAGAAACACUACGGCCAGUGCAAGUGAGCACAGCGGCAGAGGUCAACAGGAAUGUGCUAGAAGAAACAUUGUAAUUGACUGCAUCAAAAUGCGGUCCUUAGGAUUUUUAACCUAAAACGGGUAGACCUUUUUUUUUCAUACUGACAGUUUGCCUUCUUAUGAUCAUUUCAGCAUGAUUCAGUAACGAAGGAGCAUUUGCAAAGACUGAUAUUGAGCACAAGAAAGAAUGUGGAAAAGUGUUUCUCAAGACAUCAUAUUAGAGGGAACCCAAAAUGUAAAGUCGCUACUGUAGGUCAUACGUACAGCAGCUUAGAAUACACUAUUCUCUCUGUCAGCAUUGUAAAGGGAAAAUAUGUGCUACAUAUAAAUAGCUCUAUAACAUUGGUUGAAAUGUUAAGUUCAGUUUACAUUGUUGUAUUUUCAAAGCUUUAAAUAAAAUGUAAUUAAUACUUCAUUAACACUAUUUUUGAAAACAUAGAUUAAAUUAAUAAUGUCGAAGGGCUCCGAAAGAUGGGUAACCUUGAUUGAACGGAAGAGACAUAUCAAAACUUGGAGAGAGAUAAAGUGGGGAGAAGACCAAGUGCCAGUGAAUCCCACCUUAAGAUGUUUGGCAGCGUUUAGAGUGGCAGUUGGUAGUGGCUCGCCUAAUUGAAUUUUAGAUUGUGCUGUAACCCAAAUUCUGGAGCUUCCACUAUCAAUCAGCUCCUAAUUUCCAUGUUACAGGCUGUUGGAAAAUUUACAUUUAGGAGCUGAUUGGUUGGUACAUUAUCUCUCUUCACUUUAUCUCUCUUCAAAGUUUUAGACACCUCCCCUUAGAUCUUUAUGGAAAAAAAUAUACAUUAAUUAAAAGAAUCAAUCAAUAAAAACAUAAUAAAAUAAAAACCUUAAUAUCUCAGGGCAAAAUUACACUGGAAACGUAAAUACCGGAAUGUAACUUGGAUAGCUUGGUUGCAAUAUAGAGUAAGAGUUCUAAUUUAAUUCAUAUAGAUAACAGAAUACCCACAAACCAUAUGAUACCAUUGCUGUCCCUUCAUAAAUGGUAAAUACAAUUUUAAUGCAAACAUCCCAGCUUUGCAGUUACAGUACAUCUCUGCAACAUAAAUAUGGAAGGAACAACUUAUUAAAAGAAUAACAUGUUAAAAUUAGAGGUGAACAGUUUGGUUUUGUUGAAAACUGAACACACACUAAAUUUGGGGAUCUGAGUAGAACCGAGUUUGGAUCAAUUUUGAGGGUCUGAGUGAAUCGAGUCCUGAGUUGGGUUUUCCGUAGAUUUCAGAGCUUGGAUUAAAAAAAAAUGAAUUUUUGGGUUUUGGAUAGCAUGUAAGUCCCCCCCCCCCCCCCCCCCCUUGUGAUUUCAGGUGUCCAAAACCAAAACACUUGACUGUGGUUUAGCAAAACCAAAACAUGACGGUGAUUGAGAACCAAGACAAAGGGUCCACGCGCAUCUAAGAUUAAAAACGUGUUUCAUAUUCUAGAAUACAUGUCCUGUGUCCCAUUCCUGUAACAUACAUGGCCUAUUUCUCUCGGUUUCUACUUUAACACGUCUGAUAGCCCCCAGGUUCAUUCUGACGGUGAGCUGCUCCACUGUAUUGUGUUGGUCGGCCCUCACGCACCUUUGUAGCUGAUGCUCACCUCUCACGUCAAUGGCACGUGGUGCUUUGCAGUUUCCACGUUGGUUAUUUGCCAUGGUGCCAUUUACCAGUCACGGUACACCGUCACCACAGCAACAUGCAAACAGUUCACAAACUGCGCUGUGUCAGAGAUACUGCUAACCUUGGCCUGAAAGCCGAUAAUCAUCCCUUUUUGCAACUCGGAUAAAUCACCCCUUUUACCCAUAACAGCAACGAGUGUUAUGGGUGCAUACAGCCUGUCGUCCACCUUAUAUACCCACCAAGCCAGUGCAUGACACAUGACGUACUUCAUGGGCUACGCACUGCCGAUGUCAGAUGUAGGAGGUGGUCAUUAUAAUGUGACGCGACUGUGCGUAUACAGGUACUUGAUUAUUUUGUCACAUGACAAGAUAAUCACGUUGUGUGCCAAGCUAAGGGCAGGUGGCAGACUGAAAGAAAUCAGUAAGUCGGUAAAGGUCAGGAAAAUGGGAAAUCAAAGACAGGUUAAAAAAGAAGAAUCAACCAAAACAGCCAAUGCAUAAUAGGUUUCUCACAAGGCAGCAGAUAAUACAACAUCACUAAGGGGGGAGGGAUGUGUCAAGGCUUGGAGAGAGAUAAAGUGGAGAAGUUGCCCAAAGCAACCAAUCAGUUACUAACAGCGGAUCACUGUGCUUGAGCAGCGGCCAUCUGAGCAACCCUCAGUUUGAAAUCUGCAUUGGUAGACACAGACACUGGUCUUGGCACUCCCACAAAAUGGAGGUGAAAAUCCUCCAUUUUGGGAAAUGCUUCCAUUUGCCACACCCCUUCCCACCCCUCACAACCACAGCCUGUCAAUCAGGCUGCGUCUUAAGGGGCAAUGUGUCCAACGAUGCAGGAUCCAUUCUGCGCAAGCUCAGUACAGAAAACAUUGGAGAUGUACGUAAACCAUUGGGUUUGCAUACAGCUCUGAAUCAGCCAAGUUCAGAAAUAAUAAGUAAAUCAAAAAUGUUUACAUAAAACCACAACUUUGUGUCAAUCACGUGACAAAUACAAAACAUAGAGCAGUUGCAUACAUAUUUUUUUAGAUAUUGCUACUGACUGAGGGGCAUAUGUAUCAAAGCUUACAGAGAGAUAAAUUACCAAUCAACCAGCUUCUAACUGUCAUUUUUCAAACACAGCCAGUAACAUGGCAGUUAGGAGCUGAUUGGUUGGUACUAUACAGAUCCUCUCUCCACUUUAUCUCUCUGUAAGCUUUGAUAAAUAUGCCCCAUAGUCCCAUUAUAUUUGCAUUUGCAAAAGUGCACUAACAAAAGACCAGAUUUAUGUUUAUUAUAUAUAGCUAUAUUGAUACACAUAUUUAUCUAUAUAUAUUUAUGUAUAUAUAAAUAUAUAUAAUGUGCAUAUAGGUGUGUGUGUGUGUGUGUGUGUGUGUGUGUGUGUGUGUGUGUGUGUGUGUGUGUGUGUGUGUGUGUGUUUGCGUGUGUUAGUGAUGGCCAAUUGGUGGACCCAUAUAGAUCUGUCAGAUCAAGUUGGGAUCAUCAUGUCUGUAAUUAAAAAAAGAAUGUAAUUGAGGAAACAAUAUCGGUCUUCCCCAAGAUUGAUAUUAUUUUGGUACAGUUAGUGCAGCAGGAAAACCGUGCAUGUAAGUUAAGAUUAAAAAAACUUCCCACAUGGGCAGUGGGACAGGAGGUGCCAGGGAACGGUUAGGAUAUCACUGCUUACACAUUGUCAUUUUUGGAUCACUUCUACCAAUACUGUACAUCCUGUCUCAAAAAUCGUGAAGCAUCAGGCGUAAAUCUCAUUCUCUCUGAACUAUCAGGAAUCAGUGUUCAUCCCUAGCAUGUGUGUAUAUGUAUGGUGAAUUUUGUUAAUAAAAAUUAAUAAAAUGUUAAAAAAAUAUACCUUAGGAAGACAUGCUGUAUAUUGGGACAUUAAUGCUUAAUGCUAUGACCCUUAAUGCCAUUUUGAAUGAUUGUAAUGAACUAUUUUUUCUAUUAUUUAAUACCAUUUGAAGACACUUUAUUAAUAGCUACUUGCAAAAUAUCAUCUGCUGCUGCAUAUGUACUGUAGAUUUGUGCAAAUGUGCCUAUCUGUGUAUGUUUACACAUAAAUGGUGUCUUUCCAAAUGAUAUGUUUUGGCAUGUGGGAAAAUGGGAAUGGAAUUAUUGCAAAACUUCAGGUGCAUAUGAAAAUGAGAAAGGGGAAAAGUAUUUACAAAAUCACUUUAAAGUUCAGAGUAAUGAACUCCGAAUUUGGUACUGGCCUCUUAGAUAGUUUAAACAUUUUACUGUACUUCUUAGAGGCACCAAGACUGGGUUCAUUUUUCUUUUUGAAUAUACUGUAUGGCAAAUUAUGCACAGGGCCCCUGACAAAUUCUUGGCGAUGAAAUGCAUUAGGUGCCCUCCUUCCCUCUUUGUCUGGAGAUCUUGAUUAUCGCCCUGAUUCACAGCACCCACUCUGGGUCAUAUAAUGCUUUGUUGUCAUGCCACUUUCUUGUUGGCAUGACAACAAGCAGUUAUAUGACCCAGAGUGGAUGCUGUUAUCAUGCAGUGUUAGGGACCACCAGUAUCACAGAAACCUUGCCAAGGUCCGGUGGCUUAACCAUAUAUUUGCAAAAAUAUGUAACUAAGAUCUCUGAAUUUUCUAUUAUGUAGUAUUCAAUCAAAAGAAAUAUUUUCUGUGUGAGCGCACAGAAAGAAAUUUAUAUAUUUUGUUAUAUGCUGCUGGUUUAAUAAUUAAUUUAUUAAAAGACAUACAUUAGAUAGACAUUAACAAGAAAAUACAAUACAGUAAUAAAAUACAAUAAAAUCAAUAUAUAUCAGCUAUUGCUGGUUGGUUUUUAAUGGGUUAGUAAUCUGCAUGCAGUGCCGGCCAAUUAGUAGUUGGUUUGGAAAAAGCACAGUCUUUUAGUACAGUCCUUACUGAGAAAAUAUAUAGAGAGUCAGCUUUCUCCCUCCUGUGGGAUUUCACAAUAGUAUUGACUUUUGAGCUGCUACAAAACUCUCAGUUGGAAGUAACAAGAAAAAUCACAGUGUAGUAUUCAAUCAAGUCAUGGUGUGCUGGGGAAAACUUUUUAAUUUUUCUUGUUAAUAUAUAAAACCAUGCUGGGUAUGCCCUUAAAAAAUAGCAGCUUUACAUUUCGUAGCUAAAUCGGCAAAAAAUUGGCACUUUCGGUAAUGUAAAGAUGUUAUUAAACCUGGAGAAGUGAAAACGAAUUCAUAAAGCAGUGAUAAGUGCAAGGUGGUAACGCACCAGCCACUCAAUAUGUAAAUUAACAGUUAUGAGCUGAU
This is a messenger RNA of Pseudophryne corroboree (corroboree frog), 6875 nucleotides long. It is a transcript of the gene PTH2R, whose product is annotated as parathyroid hormone 2 receptor. Lineage: Eukaryota; Metazoa; Chordata; Amphibia; Anura; Myobatrachidae. The transcript has 13 exons. Gene Ontology annotation, cellular component: plasma membrane. The record is from RefSeq and is a predicted model, not a curated record. Gene Ontology annotation, biological process: adenylate cyclase-modulating G protein-coupled receptor signaling pathway; cell surface receptor signaling pathway. Gene Ontology annotation, molecular function: G protein-coupled peptide receptor activity; peptide hormone binding; parathyroid hormone receptor activity. The coding region runs from base 421 to 2070 and encodes 549 amino acids.